AUGAACACCUUCAACAUUAUAUUUCUGCACAGCACCCUGUAUUUGCUCGCAAGUUCGGCGCCGCUUCCAGAGUAUUCCGGGGAGCUUGGACUUUUCAUGGAGGACCCAGAGUUUCACAGAGCCAUGGAGCGCAGCAAGAGUCUGGUCAACAAGCUCCUGAGCGAAAUACCCGCAGUGCACAAGUCAUGCGUCAGUUCAGAGGCCUUGACCCUUGACCCAUCUGGCGACCAGAAGAACCUUCAGUACAUGGUGACGUCCCUGGGCAUCCCCCCUGCUCCCGUUCUUAGGGCCCUGUCUGCUGACUUCACCAUGGAAAUGUGCCUGAACCGCAUGUCCGAGGGGCUGCAUCUGUACCAGAACCUGCUGAGCGUGGUCCAUGACCGCAUUUCCACCCCAGAGAAGGUGACCGAGCUCCUGGCUGAUAUCAGGGACUUGCUGGCUCAGGUGCAAAAGAUGCGAGAACUGGGCCAGCUGGAGAGCGGAGUUCAGUACGGAGGCUCUGGCCUGGGCGCCCGCCUCACUGGCGAUUACGAGGUGCAGGUGGCCACGCACGUCACCCUCACGCACCUGCGAGCCUUCGCCCAGGACCUGUUCCGCAGCCUGCGCAACGUGGCCCGCUCCAAGCCUGGCCUGAGGGGCUGA
This is a messenger RNA of Megalops cyprinoides (Indo-Pacific tarpon), 642 nucleotides long. Its product is annotated as granulocyte colony-stimulating factor-like. Gene Ontology annotation, biological process: immune response. Gene Ontology annotation, cellular component: extracellular region. Bases 1 to 642 code for a protein of 213 amino acids. The record is from RefSeq and is a predicted model, not a curated record. The transcript has 5 exons. Gene Ontology annotation, molecular function: cytokine activity. NCBI's taxonomy places the organism in Eukaryota, Metazoa, Chordata, Actinopteri, Elopiformes, Megalopidae.